AUGCUAUCUCCAUCCUCGUUGGCGCGUCCACGAGAGGCUCCCCCUGUGAGACCGUCUCGUUCGUUAGAAGGAUUGGAACAAGUCAUCCCUCCUCGAAUCCCUCAGCCGCUGUCUGUUCGCCCAACCUUGCUUUUAGAUAAAGCGCUCCCCGAGCUGCCUGCCAAACCCCUACCAGAGGACCCUUCCAUCAUGGAUGCAGGCUCAACCGCCUGGAGCGACGACAGCAGCAUGAGGUCGAGUUACUAUGGCAGCCGACGCUUUUCCGAAGUGUCCACCACCGAGAGUUACCCCGUUUUUGUUCGCUCAGGGUCCGAUGAUCUGACUGGACUAGUCGAUCAUCCUCCCGCAUCCGCCCCCAGUGAUCACUAUCGAGACUCCAAAUCGCUGGCCAUCACCGCCACUUUCUUGCACGAUGACCAUGUCGACCGACCAGCCCCUUGGACAGUCACACGCGCAGGUCCGAAUCAUUAUUUCCGGGAGAAGAAGUGGGAUUUCUUCCCCGAGCUUGCCCCUCAAUCAGCCCUACCCGCCUGCUCCGCCAACCCUGCUGUUGCCUCUCGCAAGAAGAGCGCUAGUAAAUUGAACCUCGCGGUCUUCGACUUUACCAAGCCUUGCGGUCGCUGGAGCUCACGCGACAAAGGAGGACGAGCCCUUGCGCAUGACGUUCGAGACUCGAUUCGAUCUUACGUUCAGCGCCGUCUGUCCAAACAUUCGGUGAACCGGGACACUGCUCGGCCCGACUCACGGCCAGACUCACGACCGGACUUGCGCUGCGACACAGUAGCUUCCAACUAUACGCGCAAUCGAACGCCAUCGCUAGAAUGGUCGCUGUCGAAAGAACGCACCGAUGUCGUGAGCCCUCUGAUGCCGCCUAGCCCGGUAGAGUCUCCCGUCUCGGUGAAGCGACUAUCCAGCGCCUCGUCACGAUCGACUACCUGCUCAAGGGUGACACGCCCACCGCCGCUUACUCUACGAAAGAAGCAGCUCGCGCUUUCACUCAGCCCUUAUCAGAAGCAAGGGCCGUCCAUCUGGGAGAAGCCCGGUCGGGAGAAGCGCAUCAGCUAUCGGCAAAACCGUCCGGUGCGGUUUCCGAAGUAUGGAAAGAGGGGCCCGCCGACACCCAAAGGAUUCGUCACCUCGGCCACGCCUCCUCUGACCCCCCCAGCGUGCUCCCAGAUCCAGCAGAAUACUCGGGACUACGUCAAGGCAUUUCACCAUGGCACUUCGCAUCUUUGGGGUGCUCUUGGCGGGGCCCGAAAGAAGAUCGCUGGGAGCAAACUCGAGCGCCGUCACUCGCAGCUGAAGUCACAAAUCCGACUCAUUGGCCCGGUUAGUCCCUACAACACCCAAGGACAGACUGAUCCAUGGGUAUAA
Molecule: messenger RNA, 1374 nt
Organism: Aspergillus saccharolyticus JOP 1030-1
Lineage: Eukaryota; Fungi; Ascomycota; Eurotiomycetes; Eurotiales; Aspergillaceae
Exons: 1
Coding region: 1-1374 (457 amino acids)
Source: RefSeq, a predicted model, not a curated record